ACCGAGCCAUGCAGUACCUUUAACAUGCAUUCUGAACUGCAUGUGGAUGUUGAUUCUGAUCGCUUCUUCAUUUGCACUGAAACCUGCCAAAACUCCUGUGAUAGGAAAAAAACCUUUUAUUGCUGCUUGGAAUGCACCUAUAGACCUUUGUACAACAAAGUACAAUGUAAGCGUCAAUCUCAAAAUGUUUCACAUCAAUGGGAGCCCAAGGGCUUCUUUAACAGGACAGAAUGUCACCAUAUUUUAUGCAAACAGACUUGGACACUAUCCUUUCUACACAGAACAGGGCUUACCAGUAAAUGGCGGGCUUCCACAGAACUGCAGUUUGGAAACUCAUCUACUGAAAGCAGAUGAGGACAUUAAGUUUUAUAUACCUUCAGCCGAUUUCAGUGGACUGGCAAUUAUAGACUGGGAAUACUGGAGGCCACAGUGGAAGCGGAACUGGCACAAGAAGGACAUAUACAAGAGGAAAUCCAGGGAACUAAUAUCCAAGGCUUAUAUAAAUAUUACUGCUGAGCAAAUUGAACAUUUAGCCCAGGAGAGGUUUGAGCAAAGCGCCAUGGCUUUCAUGAAGCAGACAGUUGAGCUUGGAAUUCAAAACCGUCCGAAAGGCCUGUGGGGCUACUAUCUGUACCCAGACUGCCACAAUUACAAUCUUCAUGAAGAGAACUACACAGGCUCCUGUCCUGUGUUGGAAAGCCUUAGGAAUGAUGAACUCUUCUGGCUGUGGAACAGCAGUACAGCUCUCUUCCCAUCCGUAGCUAUUAAGAAAUCUCAUGCGGACAGCAUCAACAACUUACAUUUCUCCAAAUUCAGAGUCCUUGAAUCCAUGAGGAUUGCUUCCAUGACAUCAAUGGAUUAUGAUCUGCCAACAUUUGUCUACACUCGCCUUGGAUACCGUGAUGAUCCACUGUCAUUUCUGUCAACGCAAGAUCUUAUUUACACUAUUGGUGAAAGUGCAGCUUUGGGUGCUGCAGGAUUUGUUAUUUGGGGAGAUCUCAAUCUGACAUCAUCCAGGCACAACUGUACCAAAGUAAAGUCAUUUACGAGUUAUGAAUUGGGUCUGUAUAUCACAAACGUGACAAAAGCAGCUGAAGUGUGCAGCGAGUUUCUCUGCCAGAACAACGGGAGGUGUGUGAGAAAGGAUUGGCAGGCCCUUCACUAUUUACACUUGAACCCAAAUAGCUACAUGAUACAGCCUUCAAAGGAGGGCGAGUUUAUUGUCACAGGACAGGCUUCAAGUGAAGAGCUCUUAGACUUGAGAGAUAAGUUUUCUUGCCACUGUUACCAAGGACACAGUGGACACAAAUGUGACAUCCUGGACAAACCAGGAAAACCUGAUAGCUCCACAUCCAAACCUUUCAAUUCUGUGGUGACAGUUUUUCUGUUUUCCGUGGUGAACUUCAUUGUAUGA
Polyodon spathula (Mississippi paddlefish) is the source of this 1414-nucleotide messenger RNA. Its product is annotated as hyaluronidase-4-like. The transcript is spliced from 3 exons. Gene Ontology annotation, biological process: hyaluronan catabolic process; carbohydrate metabolic process. Gene Ontology annotation, molecular function: hyalurononglucosaminidase activity. Lineage: Eukaryota; Metazoa; Chordata; Actinopteri; Acipenseriformes; Polyodontidae. The coding region runs from base 41 to 1414 and encodes 457 amino acids. The record is from RefSeq and is a predicted model, not a curated record.